AACUGCCCUCCAUUCAAGCACCGCGCGACCUACCAUCCAGCGCGCGCCAUCGAAAAUAGGAGGGCUUUCUACUAAUCAGUACUCAGACUCGCGCGAGCAAAAGUGCUUGGGUUGUCAAGUGAUCUUUUAGCAGAGGAGCAGAAGGCAGAAGGCAGGAGCGCACGCAGUAGCGGCGCGUUACCAAUGCAUUCUCCAGAUAUUGGAGCAUCCGGAGAGUAAAACACGGGAAGCAAUAGAUUCCACAAGAACGGUGCACGGUGUGCUAUCAUCUCCAAAUGAAUGACAAUGGGGGAGUGGACAAUCUUAGAGCGUCUCUUGGAGGCAGCUGUCCAACAGCACUCUACUAUGAUCGGAAGGAUCCUCCUAACAGUGGUGGUGAUCUUCCGGAUUCUAAUCGUUGCGAUCAUUGGAGAGACCGUCUAUGAUGACGAGCAGUCCAUGUUUGUGUGCAACACCCUGCAGCCCGGCUGUAACCAGGCUUGCUACGACAAGGCGUUCCCCAUUUCCCACAUCAGAUAUUGGGUGUUUCAGAUUAUUCUGGUGUGCACCCCCAGUCUCUGUUUCAUCACCUACUCCGUGCACCAGUCUGCCAAGCAAAAGGAGCGCUUGGAGCGGGGAUACUCCACCGUGUUCCUCUCCUUGGACAAGCGCCAAGAUUCCAUCAAAAGAGACGACAGCAAAAAGAUCAAAAACACUAUUGUAAAUGGAGUACUUCAGAACACGGAAAACUCCACGAAAGAAGCCGAGCCCGACUGCUUGGAGGUGAAGGACAUCCCAAAUUCGGCCAUGAGAACUAGUGGAAAGUCUAAAAUGAGGAGGCAGGAGGGCAUCUCAAGAUUUUACAUCAUCCAAGUGGUUUUCCGAAACGCUCUAGAGAUAGGGUUCCUGGUGGGUCAAUAUUUCCUGUACGGAUUCAAUGUCCCUGCGGUAUAUGAGUGUGAUCGAUACCCCUGCAUCAAAGAUGUAGAAUGCUACGUUUCAAGACCCACGGAGAAGACUGUGUUUCUGGUCUUCAUGUUUGCGGUCAGUGGCGUCUGUGUGCUUCUGAACUUGGCUGAACUCAAUCAUCUUGGAUGGAAGAAGAUCAAAGUCGCUGUCAAAGGCGUGCAGGCGAGGAGGAAGUCCAUCUACGAGAUCCGUAACAAAGACAUGCCUAGAAUGAGCAUGCCCAAUUUCGGCCGCACUCAAUCAAGUGACUCUGCCUAUGUGUAGCAUAUUGAGAAGGCCGUAGACAAGCCUCGUGAACACCGGUUGCGUCAAACUGUAUGGGUUCUCGCGGAGGUCCAUUCAUUUAAAUGGGAGGCAAUCCGCACCACGGCGACUCAUCUGCUGGACAAGGUUGCGGUGCGUGGGACAGCGUGCAGUCUGUCGCAUGCGUUGGAUUUUUCCAACUUGUGCAUUGCUUUGCUGUGCGGUAUCAGACACAGAAGUAGAUAAACCACCGAAGAAGUUGCUAAUAUGUAGCGUGAUUUCUUUCUUUUUGUGUGCAUGCGGCUUAAGUGCGGGAGCUGUCCAUUUCAGCACCACUGAAUGGAACAAUUGUACAAAGAAUUCGAAUAUAUUUAAUAAAGAAUGUGGUGUAUAUUUGAUCACACUUACUUCGUUUGCGAAGUAGGUGGGGUAGAUUGAUUUUAUUUGUCUUUUACUGACAACUAAAAAACAAACGGACCAAGCGUUUGUUUGUCAUAUAUUUAUGAGAAGGCACUGAUGCAACGUUUAUAGAUAAUGGUUUAGCCUAUAUUUUGUAAAGUGCUUCUUAAAAGCAUAUAAUUUAUGUGUUGAUAUUCACUCUGUCGUUCACUUCAGCUGUUGAACAUGGAGUAAAUACUUGCACUAUGUAUGAAUAAUGAGCCAAAAUAUAUCCGAUUUGUGCUGUGAUUGUGUUUUUACGACAUUCCACUGGUUUUACACAUCACAUACCACUAUAGCAAAUGAAACACACACAUUAUUUUGCAGUUUUAGAGUCAAAUGUACUCAAAUGCAUAUAAAUUCUUCCAGUAUAUUACUCAUCUCACAUCUUUUAUGUCAGCACUGUCAUUGUUUUGGUUGCCUGAGCUUGCACCAUUGACCUUAACCUAUGUGAUCACUCAAUUGGGGGGAUGUGCUGCAAAUGCUUACAUUUGGGACUUUUAAAUUGAUUUGUUCUUUCUUUUAUUUACACCCAAGCGCCCAUUGCUUUUGUUUGUGAGGAAAUGGAUUUUCUUGAUUUUAUGUCAUCAAGUGCCAUAUAUGUACAUACAUAUAAACAUGAUAUAUCUAUAGAGUAUUAUCAUCAUCAUGAAAGCUGAAUUCUGUAAAUUCCUCUUUUGGAUUAAAUGCCGUCAUCAUAUUUGAUUUGAAUAGCUGUGGUUUGUAUGGAAAUGGUAUGCUAAUAUAUUAUCCUCCCUGGUUUCAUUUGGCAACAUAGAAAAACAGACAACCGUUGCACAUUCAAAAAGUAUUGAUGAGCAAUUAGUCGUAUAGACUAGAGCACAAAUCUGAAUUGGAAUCAAUCAGAUAAUAGGCAAUAAAUGUUUGCCCCUGGUGCUACCAUUUUCCAAAGUAAUUAUUUAAAGUAUCAAAUGUAAGAUCAAACUGAAAGGUGAUCCUAUCCAAAAAUAAAAACGUAAUUCAUGUAUACAAGAUAUGUGUAAUAUGUGGUGCUUUCAAAUUGUACAGCAGAUACACACAAAGCACAGUAAAUACCAUCAGUACAAUCAUGCCCUGUUUGCCCUUGCAAUCCUUGGGGCCCAAUGAUUCAACAAGAAACUGAGUCACUGUCUGCUCUGUAUAAUUCCAACAGACCCUUCAGAUAUGUACAGUAAUACAGUAAGUGGUAUAGAAACAUGGGGAAAUCAUACACAGGUUAUAUCACAGGUUCAGAUUGACAUAGUCAGCAGCAGAGGCAUACACCUGACAGGCUGACACAGACAAAGUCUGCACAACUAUCAUUCUCUAACCUAACGUAACAGGCGUAGAAAGGCACCUAAGCAGAGUCCCUUCUUCCGUUUUUCAAGGGAAAUGGAAGUUAGAUUAAACAAAAUACAGUAUCCCUGAAAACAGGCAACAUCCGCUUUCUUCCAACGCCACUAAAGGUGAUCAUUCUGUGACCAUGUGGUUGACAGCUUCAUCUUCUACCUACCCCCUCCCCCACCAAGCCCCCACCAGCCACAUUUGCUUCCGUUGCAUCCACCUCAUCCCCCUUGGCUGUUGGGGCCAUAGAGGUUGAGCAGUUCAGCUCUGUUGGAAGCUGAGAGGUCGCAUCCUGCACUACCUCAAGGUCACUGAGAAAAGUGCUGAACGCUGAAACCCAUUGCCCCAGAGAGUCAGAGUGUUCCCCAACUGACCAGUCAGGAUGCGGGAAGCAAGAGUGGGGAGGGGGUGGUAGGUUGGUGGACAGGUACGGCUGCCAAGAUGACUCGACAACUCUAAAGAGCAAAAAUCGAAGAGCCAAGGCCCUGACAGAUCAAUUUCAAAAUUCAGCAGGGACUUUAGAUGCUCCUCGAACUCUCCGACACGAAACAAGCGCUGCUUGGUUGGAUCGGCUGGCUACUGGUUGGAUCGGCUGGCUACCUACCUACCUACCUACCUACCUCUCUCUC
This is a messenger RNA of Coregonus clupeaformis (lake whitefish), 3581 nucleotides long. Its product is annotated as gap junction delta-2 protein. Gene Ontology annotation, cellular component: connexin complex. The transcript is spliced from 2 exons. The record is from RefSeq and is a predicted model, not a curated record. Bases 280 to 1212 code for a protein of 310 amino acids. Lineage: Eukaryota; Metazoa; Chordata; Actinopteri; Salmoniformes; Salmonidae. Gene Ontology annotation, biological process: cell communication.